AUGGGCGACGCACCUACCAAACCAGACUGGCGCGAAUUGGUCGCCAACAAACAAAAACAACUCCAAGACGCCAUCCCGUCCGAAUGGCGACUCAGCGAUGAAUUACUGCAAUCCCUACCUGUUUCAUCUCCAAAAGGAGUCCGCCUGAUCGAAGCUGACAUUCCUCGGAAAUGUGGACUUUUGUCUGUUACCGAGCUGGAUAUUACGGAGAAUUACUCGGCUGGUCAACUGCUUCAGAAACUCGCAGCGGGAAAUCUGACCUCGUUGGCUGUGACGACGGCUUUUUGUAAGAGGGCUGCUAUUGCGCAGCAAUUGACAUCAUGCUUGACAGAGCAUUUCUUUCCUCGCGCCCUCGAAAGAGCGCAAUACCUUGACGGUUAUCUGCAACGUGAAGGAAAGCCAUUAGGUCCUCUUCAUGGUCUUCCUAUCAGCAUCAAGGAUAGUUUCUGUCUUGAAGGCGUUCAGACUACAGUUGGAUAUGUCUCGUUUCUGGAACAUCCCCCAGCAAAAUCGAAUUCAGCUCUGGUUGACAUGCUGCUGGAUCUUGGUGCUGUGCUUUAUGUCAAGACAAAUAUUCCGCAAACCAUGAUGACUGGCGACUCGGAAAACAACAUCUACGGACGCACGUUGAACCCGCACAAUACAAGCCUUACAGCUGGCGGGUCUAGCGGUGGUGAAGGCGCCUUGACUGCCUUCAGAGGAUCUAUCCUAGGCGUGGGCACAGAUGUAGCUGGCUCAAUUCGCAUACCUGCUCUUUGUUGUGGUGUUUAUGGCUUCAAGCCAACGGCUGACCGAGUUCCUUUUGGCGGCCAGGUAUCUGGAGGCAUGGAGAGUCUACCAGGAUUGAAGCCUUCGGCAGGACCAUUGGCACACAGUCUGGAUGAUAUAGAACUAUUCAUGUCGACUGUCCUUGAUGCUGAACCGUGGAAACACGAUGUGACUGCCGUUGGAGUUCCAUGGAACAAGUCUCUUGCUAAUAUAGAUGAACCACGAUUGACCAUCGGCGUUCUCGAGCAAAACCCUCAACUACCACUCCAUCCACCUGUCGCUCGGGCUUUAGAGUCAGCAGUCAAAGCUUUGGCAGCAAAAGGGCAUAAUGUGGUCCGACUGAAACAUGACCCCGACAGAGAUAUUGCAUUUGCCAACCGUCUUGGUUUCCAAUAUUUCGUCUACGGUCCUCAUGUCGACAAUAUCACCCCUAGCGGAGAACCAAUGGUGGAAUCAGUCGCCAAAUCCUCCUCACCGAUGUUUACAGGUCCAUUCCCCGUAUCCCAAGAGCUGGAUAUAGUGGAGAAAAUCGACGCAUUGCACAAAAUUCGACACCAAUAUACUGAUAGCUGGCGCAAGGUCUGGGUUGAGAAUAAGCUCGAUUUGAUCUUGGCUCCUUCUGCACAGAAUACAGCAGUUCCACAUGACACCUAUGGCUGGCCACCGUAUACGUUGUUGUGGAAUUUGUUGGAUUAUCCUGCCUGCGCAAUCCCGUACGGAAUGUCCUCCAAGGAACUCGAUCCAACCCCUAUGAUUAUCGAAGAUGGCGUACAGCCGAGCUAUGACCCAGCGGCGGUAGACGGAGCGCCAUGCUCGAUUCAAGUAAUCGCACCGCGGUUCCAAGAUGAGAAGUGUCUCUUUGGAGCCCGGAUUAUUGAUCGAGAUAUUCGAUAG
Aspergillus wentii DTO 134E9 is the source of this 1662-nucleotide messenger RNA. It is a transcript of the gene gmdB, whose product is annotated as general amidase GmdB. The record is from RefSeq and is a predicted model, not a curated record. NCBI's taxonomy places the organism in Eukaryota, Fungi, Ascomycota, Eurotiomycetes, Eurotiales, Aspergillaceae. The transcript has 5 exons. Bases 1 to 1662 code for a protein of 553 amino acids.